AUGUGUAGAGGCGGCGCUCUCUCCUCUCAGAGAAAAAGGAGUUCACAUUCUGACUUAUCUGGACGACUGGGCUUUGAUAGCAAGCUCCAGAGAGCAGGCAGCAACGCACCUGCCUUUGGUACCAUCUCACAUUCAGUCUCUGAAUCUGGGGGCAGACCUGGUCUGGGGAGGCACUCUUCAGCAGUGGAUCUGUUUGCCAGCAAAGAGAACACCCACUGCCCACUCUUCUUUUCCAUGAAGGACUUGAACGCCCCUCUGGGGACGGAUCCUCAGGCUCACCCAUGGCCUCCUCUGCCACUGUAUGCGUCUCCCCCAGUGAAAAUGAUAUUACCGGUGCCAGUAGGGGUGGGCACACAGAUGACUCGAGGGAUCUCAGGAGGUGAGAGGAAAAGAACAAGCAUUGGGAUGGAGUUGAUCAUUGAUCCUGCAGUCCUGUUUUUGGAUGAACCCACCACAGGCCUGGAUGCUAGCACGGCUAACUCUGUGCUGCUGCUGCUGAAAAGAAUGGCUAGUCAUGGAAGAACAAUAAUCAUGUCCAUCCACCAACCUCGCUACUCCAUCUACAGGCUGUUUGACACUCUGACCCUAUUGGUCAGUGGGAAAAUGGUUUAUCACGGUCCAGCUCCAAAUGCUUUGGAUUACUUUGCCAACAUAGGCUAUUCCUGUGAGCCCCACAACAACCCAGCUGACUUUUUCCUGGAUGUUAUCAAUGGAGACUUCACUGCUACAACCUCAACCAAAGGCCACAGCUCUGACGAGUUGGACUUUGAGAUGUGGAGCUCAGCCAGGAGGAACAUCAAGGAGCAUCUUGUGGAGGAGUAUCGGAGCAGCAGCUACUGCAGCGACACUCGAGCUGAGCUGAAGCGCAUCUCCCAGAAUAAGGAGUGUAGUUCCCAAACCAAGUCUCGCACCAUCACCUACAACAGUUCGUUUGCUCAGCAGCUGCGGUGGGUUCUUCAGAGAACCUUCAAGAACCUCAUGUUGAACCCCCAAACAUCUGUGGCUCAGCUGACCGUCAACAUCUUCCUGGCUCUCAUCGUUGGAGCCAUUUUCUUUGGAGUCAAGGAUGACCAGAGUGGCAUCCAGAAUAGGAUGGGAGCUCUGUUCUUCAUCACUACCAACCAGUGCUUCAGCACCGUGUCUGCAGCCGAGCUCUUCAUCUCUGAGAGGAAGCUGUUUGUGCACGAGUACAUCAGUGGGUACUACCGGGUGUCGGUUUACUUCCUGUCUAAGAUCCUGUCCGACAUCACCAUGCGCACUGUCACCUCGCUAAUCUUCAGCCUCAUUGUCUAUUUUAUGAUUGGUCUGAAGUCAACAGUGGCAGCUUUUCUCAUCUUCACGCUGACGGUGACUUUAGUGGCCUACACGGCCACCGCUAUGACCAUGGCCAUCUCUGCUGACCAGAGCGUGGUGGCGCUCGCCAACAUCCUCAUGACCAUCACCUUUGUCUUCAUGAUGAUAUUUUCUGGCCUGUUGGUGAACCUGCCCAGCAUCAUGGAUUGGCUCGCUUGGCUGAAGUACUUCAGCAUUCCCCGUUACGGUCUUGCAGCCUUGAAGAUUAACGAGUUUGUUGGGUUAAAGUUUUGUGACGAGAGCAUAAUCCAGUUUGCUAAUUCGUCAGCAGGAAUAAUCAACUGCACCGUGAGGACAGCCGGUCAGACAUGUACAGGAGAGCAAUACCUGGACUACCUGGGAAUAGAGUCCAGCUCCUGGGGUCUGUGGGAGAAUCACGUGGCUUUGACUGUGAUGAUGGUCAUCUUCCUCAUCAUUGCCUAUUUGAAGCUCAGAUUCAUCCAGAAGUUCUCCUAAAGUGUGGUUCCUUUCAUGUUCCAGAGCAAGUUUAGAUUUUGUUGUUACAUAGUUUGAUCUGUUGUGUUGUUAAUCUCUGAUUUAAAGAAAAAAAGACUGAGAGCAGCAUAGUUUGAAUAUUUAUCCAAUGGCUGCUUCACAAUUUUUUUUUU
Molecule: messenger RNA, 1961 nt
Organism: Oryzias melastigma (Indian medaka)
Lineage: Eukaryota; Metazoa; Chordata; Actinopteri; Beloniformes; Adrianichthyidae
Product: broad substrate specificity ATP-binding cassette transporter ABCG2
Exons: 13
Coding region: 1-1809 (602 amino acids)
Cellular component (GO): plasma membrane
Molecular function (GO): ATP binding; ABC-type transporter activity; ATP hydrolysis activity
Source: RefSeq, a predicted model, not a curated record